Messenger RNA from Diceros bicornis minor, 1731 nucleotides. It is a transcript of the gene PLA2G7, whose product is annotated as phospholipase A2 group VII. The record is from RefSeq and is a predicted model, not a curated record. The transcript has 12 exons. The coding region runs from base 140 to 1462 and encodes 440 amino acids. Gene Ontology annotation, molecular function: 1-alkyl-2-acetylglycerophosphocholine esterase activity. NCBI's taxonomy places the organism in Eukaryota, Metazoa, Chordata, Mammalia, Perissodactyla, Rhinocerotidae.
CCGGCAGCGAGGAGCAGUCGGGGCUGGCGCGCUCCCGUCGCCUCGCUGCGCCGCGGAACGCGUCCGGGGGCCCCGGUUCCUGCGAGCAGCUCAGCACAGCGCCGGAAGGUUAAGCUGAAACUGCUGCUCGGCUUCUGAGAUGUUGCCGCCCAAAUUGCAUGCGCUUUUCUGCCUCUGCAGCUGCCUCGCGCUGGUGCAUCCUUUUGACUGGCAAGACCUAAAUCCUGUUGCCCAGAUUAAAUCAUCAGCAUGGGUCAAUAAAAUACAAGCUUUGAUGGCUGCUGUAAGCUUUGGCCAAACUCCUAUCCCCAGAGGAAAUGGAUCUUAUUCUGUCGGUUGUACAGACUUGAUGUUUGAUUACACUAAUAAGGGCACCUUCUUGCGUUUGUAUUAUCCAUCCCAAGAUGAUGAUCACUCUGACACCCUUUGGAUCCCAAACAAAGAAUAUUUUUGGGGUCUUAGUAAAUUUCUUGGAACACACUGGCUUAUGGGCAAAAUUUUGAGCUUAUUAUAUGGUUCAAUGACAACUCCUGCAAGCUGGAAUUCCCCUCUGAGGACUGGUGAAACAUACCCACUAAUCAUUUUUUCUCAUGGUCUUGGAGCAUUCAGGACAAUUUAUUCUGCUAUUGGCAUUGACCUGGCAUCUCAUGGGUUCAUAGUUGCUGGUGUAGAACACAGAGACGGAUCUGCCUCCGCGACUUACUAUUUCAAGGACCAGUCUGCUGCAGAAAUAGGAAACAAGUCUUGGCUCUAUCUCAGAACCCUAAAACGAGGGGAGGAGGAGGUGCCCCUAAGAAAUGAACAGGUAAAGCAAAGAGCAGAGGAAUGUUCUCAAGCUCUCGAUUUGAUUCUUGACGUUGAUCGUGGAAAGCCGGUGAAGAAUGUAUUAGAUUUAGAGUUUGAUGUGGAACAACUGAAGGACUCUAUCGAUACGAAUAAAAUAGCAGUAAUUGGACAUUCUUUUGGUGGAGCAACAGUUCUUCAGGCUCUUAGUGAAGACCAGAGAUUCAGGUGCGGCAUUGCCCUGGAUGCAUGGAUGCUUCCGUUGGGUGAUGAAGUAUAUUCCAGAAUUCCUCAGCCCCUCUUUUUUAUCAACUCAGAACGGUUCCAGUAUCCUGCUAAUAUCAUAAAAAUGAAAAAAUGCUACUUUCCUGAUAAAGAAAGAAAAAUGAUUACAAUCAGGGGUUCAGUCCAUCAGAAUUUUGCUGACUUCACUUUUGUAACUGGCAAAAUAGUUGGAUACCUGUUCACAUUAAAAGGAGAUAUAGAUUCAAAUGUAGCUAUUGAUCUUAGCAACAAAGCUUCAUUAGCAUUCUUGCAAAAGCAUUUAGGACUUCAGAAAGAUUUUGAUCAGUGGGAUCCUCUGAUUGAAGGGGAAGAUGAUAAUCUUAUUCCAGGGACCAACAUUGACACAACCAACCGACAUAUCGCUCUACAGAACUCUACAGGAAAAGAGAAAUAGAAUUUAGAUGAAAAGAGCUUUUUUAAAAAGUCUCAUUUAAAAACUGUCUGAGAGACUGUGUGUGUGUAUGAUUUUAAUGUAUUUUCUUAGAUAACUCAUAUUUUAAAAUGUAGGCUAUACCAUAAUAGUGAUUGAAGCUUGGACUAUGAUUUUUUUUCCUUUAAAUGUAAAGAAAGACUGCUGUAUAUAAAAAUCAUACCAGGCUAAAUUUUAAUUUUACUAAAAUGAUCCUUUUUUAGUGUCAAAAUUAAAAACUGCUUUUACAUUAC